GGAGCAGAGCAAAAACAGGUCAUUUACACCCCCUCCCCGCCCCCCCCCAAAAAAAACUUUUCCCCUCUCGUACCCCUGUUGUAAAAUAUUCGCUUUGAUCUGCACCAUGUCUCACUCAGCGAAUCCAGUCUAUAGAUCGACACUGAAUACCUACCAGAACAUUAUGGAACAAUACAACCCUGGACUGCAGAAUCUUGUGUUCCUUGGGACAAAUUUUGUCCGGGCUUUCCGAGUGUUGGUCACGGCAGCUAACAAUUAUUUUGUUGCGGUUGGGAAAUUUGGCGAGCAAGCCCUACAGACUUCCACGUCGCAGACGCUGGGUCAGGUCUUGUUGCAGAUGACAGAUACUCAGAGGCAACUCAGCAAUGACCUGGAAGUAAUUUUUUGGAGAUUCAAUGAUGAUCUCCUUCAGGAAAUGGAUCGUAAUACACAGUUGGAUAUAAAGUACAUCAGUGAAAGUAAACAUCGAUUUGAAAUGGAACAUAGGAAACGGAUUGAGGUCCUGGGCAGGGCAAAUGCAGAGCUCCGGCAAUUGGAGAGAAUGAGGAGCUCACAGACCAGAGACAUGCAGGAGAGGAUCUACAAUCUGGAGUCCGGCCUGGAAUUAUUUCUCCACAACAGCUACAAACAGGCCCUGGCCGAGGAGAGACGCCGCUAUCGAUUUCUGGCCGAGAAACACUUCCAACUUUCGAAUCAGUUUCUCAGCUUUUACAACAAGGCCCGCGAAGUUCUCCACAGUAAAGUCCCAGGGUGGAGAGAACACAGCAGCCCAGCAUCAUCUGGAAACAUCUCUGGUAGAGCAAGCCCACGGCCCCCUUCCAUGAAUGACGAUAACAUCUCGAGGUACAGCCAUGUUCCCAGCCCUCAGUCAUCGAAAAGAGAAUUAAAUGGGGCAGAUGUGACCACGUAUACAUACUCAGACCACAGACAAGAAAGACAUGCCUCACCAAGAGCAGGCUCUGAGGGGCGUCUGUCAAGGGCUAGCUCAUAUGGAGAAAAGAUUAACGCAACAGUCAGUCCUCGUGUUCAGGCCAUUGCCUCUCACUCUGCCAGCAGCGAUCGGACCAUGUUAAGUUUUGAAAGAGGAGAUAUCAUUGCCAUUUUGGUCCCCGAAGCAAAAAAUGGCUGGCUUUAUGGAAAACUGGAAGGAACACCCAAAUUGGGCUGGUUCCCUUGCUCAUUUGUGAGGCCUCUGGAAGAAGAGAUACGAAGGCAGGAACCGUCAACCAGGGCAUUUCCAAUGCGGAGCAGUCGGAGUGCGGAAGAUCUGUUGGACCCGAAGGAUUAUGUGUUGCCACCUGCGGAUUACAGCAGCAACCCGACAGGCCCCUUGCCCGCUGCCCCACCUCUACCAUCCAACCUGCCGUCAAGGAGCCAGAGCCCGAACAGCAGGAAAAACAGUGUGACCAGCUUGGGAGUAUCGGAGAGUGCCCAGAGCAGGAACUUAAGUAGUUCAGACAGCCAGCCAGAGCUCUUCCCAAGGGGAACUAAUCCAUUUGCCACUGUCAAGCUGCGGCCUACUGUCACCAACGACCGAUCAAGACCCUUUCUGCGAUAAAAAUGAAUGAUGUGGAUGUCUUAAAAAGCAACGCAAAUUGCACUCUAAGCUGCUGGGGAAAGCAUGAUCAGUGAUGUUGAGUUCUUUUCCAAACCUUUCUAGGCACUUUAGAUCCCAGAGGCAAAUAAAAAUAUCUUCAUUUCCACUCGAAGGCCAAGUCACUUAGAAAAGUUUUAAUGCUUCAGGAUGCCUGCAUUUGGGAGGGUCAAUGAUUAACAUGCUAAUUAUAAUAGAUAAACGGUGAAUGAGUCCACUGCCUUGUUCAGGGAGUCUUGAUUCAUUGAACGCACGGAAACAUUGUUAAUUGUCAAGGACUGGGCUUUCGGAGGUGGGGAAUAGAGUUUAUGAUGAGCUUGAACUCAUUUCAAUGGGACACACAGCUCCUUCACCUUGGGAUAUCUGUAAUGAUAUUGGAUUUGAUAAGUCAUUCCUAAUUGAAGUGAGGAUAAAAAAAAUUGUAAGAAUGUAAGAUGUACGGCUUGGGACUGGAUGUAGGCCAUUGCAGGGGGCAAAGGCCUAGUGGUAUUGUUGCUGGACUGUUAAUCCAGAGACCCAGAUAAUGCCUGGGGACCCGGGUUCAUAGGCUGCCAUGGCAGAUGGUGGAAUGUGAAUUCAAUAAAUUUCUGGAAUUAACAGUCUAAUGACUACUGUGUGUCAAUUGUCAGGAAAAUCCCAUCUGGUUCACUAAUGUCCUUUAGGGGAAACUGCCAUCCUUACCCAGUCUGGCCUACAUGUGGUCGAUGCUUAACUGCCCUCUGGGCAAUUAGGGAUGGGCAAUAAAUGCUGCCUGGGCCAGCGACACCCUCAUGCUGUAAAUGAAUAAAGGAAAAAUAAAUUGACCCUUCAAACCUGCUUCAGAACUUGUUUCUUAAAUCAGCUAAUUGGGCGAUGUUAUUACCCCCCCUUCCAUGGCCAACACAUCCCGAGGUGGGCCUUGAGCCUGGGCCCUCUGCCCCAAAUGUAGAUUCACUGAGGUACGAGUACACUAUGUGAUAUCAGCCAGCAGUUGAAUGGGAGUCCAGAUAGUUGUGAUCAGCCCUCGUGAGCUCCUAGAAGAUUUUAUCAAUAUUCUAACAAGCCUCUCCUCACAAACUCGCCAGGCGAAGUAUUUGACGCGAGGGGUGAACCUACUUCCAGAAGAUCAUAGCGGCACUCUCUGGUUGUGGCCUCACUCUGCUUUCCUGUUAGCACCCCCGCAGAGUCUGUAACUCCCUCAACUAUCAGAAACUAUUCCACUUGAAUAAUCUGGCUUCUGUCAUCGUCUGUGGAAGAGAAUUCCACAGUCUUUGCAUCUCUGUCUUAGAAAGGAGACCUCUUACUCUUAAACUGCACCCCUCAGUUUUAGGCUUCCCUACAAGGGGAAACAUCCUCCUUUGUAGAUGGUGUGGUGGCUCAGUGGCUAGCUCUGCUACCUCACAGUACCAGGGACCUGGGUUCAAUUCCACCAUCAGGUGACUGUGUUGAGUUUAGGCAUUCUUCCCAUGCCUGUGUGGGCUUGCUCUGGAUUUGCCCCACAGCCCAAAGCUGUGCAUGUUAGGUGGAUUAGCCAUGCUAAAUUAUCCCAUUGUGCUCAGGGAUGUGCAGGCUAGGUGGGUUAGCCGGAGGGAAUGCAGAGUUAUAGGGUAGAGGGGGGAGAAUGUGGGUUUGGGUAGGAUGCUGUUUCGAGCGCUGGUGUGUAUGUGGGCUGACUGGCCUGCUUCCACUCUGCAGGGGUUCUGCCCACCCCAUCCAGUCCUUUCCGGAUCUCAUACAUUUCAAUAAGACCACUCUCAUUCUUCCAAACUCCCACGCUUAUAGGUUCAACCUAUCUUCAUAAAAUAAGCCCUGCAUCGCUGCAGUGAUUGGAGUGAACUUUGAAACUUGAGUUCUUGAGAAGCAGGGAAUUCUGAGUUUACCUGGGGCAUACCCAGUGGAUGUACAGGAGAAGUCUACUUGAGUUGUGUUGACAAAAACCAUACCUCCCAGAGCAUUAAGAAAACUUCAUUGGAGGUAGUUGACAAAACAAACAAGAAUAAUACGGGAGAAACCUUUCUCAGAUAGUGGGGAAUUUCAGGAAAGGGAUGCAUUGCUCGAGAGUUGGAAGCAAAUUCUAUUGAAACAUUCCAAGAAGAAUAGGAUUGUGAUCUGAAAAGGAUGAAUGUGCAGGGCCACAGGGAGAAAGCAGAGGAUUGGCAUUAAUCACAGGAUUCAUUUGGUCGGCCUGUGCAGACACGAGGGGCAGAAUGGCCUCAUUCUGGGCUGUGUGAAGAGUAGGGAGGCGAUUUCAAAAAUGCAAUGGGUCAGAGACUCAGAGCAAUUGAGAGCAGGCUGUGCCACAGAGCCCAGUUACAAUUCUUACUGCUCCAAAACUAGGCUGGGAUAUUCUUCUACUCAUUGAAUAGUGAAGCAUGCUUGAAGGACCAAAUGACCUACUUCUGCUCCUAAGUGUGACAUCUUCCAUUCUCACAAUUUUUUUGUCCUCACUUUAAUCAGGAACGAUACAGCAACUCCAGCAAUCUGAUAGGGGGAGAGAAACAGAGCUAACAUUACUGGUUAGCAUGAACUGUUCUCUGUCAGAUACUUUUCCUGGUGAGUUUGUGAUGAGCGAUGUGUUGGAACAUUGGUAAAAGCUUAUAGGAGCUCAAUGAGGGCUGAUCAAAACAUCUGGACUCCCAUCCAACUGCUGUUUGAUGUCAGACACAGUGCGCUGGUAUGUCAGUGAACCUACCUGCAGGAAAGAAGGUGCAACUUCAAGACCCACCUCAGGAUGUGAUGGUCUAACUUGGUUGAUGUAAAACAAUAAAUUCUGAGCCCAUCGAUGCCGUUCCAAAAGGGUUGCAGUGGCAUUUGGGUUAAAACUACUAACUCUAUGUCUAAAUGUGAAAUUUCAAUUGCGUUACAAUUUUGUCAUCCUCAAUUACUGUACCAGGUUGAUCUUUGUCCAUUUUGCAAAGUAGAGAUUUAGAUUUAAGUUUUAUGAUCAUGUGGACUCAAGUAUGAAGUACAAGAGUACACUGAAAAGUGUACCUAAGUACAAAGAAAGUACAUAAUCUUAGUUAUAGAAACAGACACAGUCCAAAUUUGUGCAGGCUAAGGUGGAUUGGCCAUGCUAAAUUACCCAUAGUGCUCAGGGAUGGAUAGAUUAGGUGGGGGAUGGAUCUGGCUGGAUGCUCUGUGGCUCGGUGUGGACUUGUUGGGCCAAAGGGCCUGUUUCCACAUGGUAGGGAUUCUACGAUCUAAAGGUUGUAAAAGAAAGGUUGAAAAGUUCAGCAGUACACUCUGCUUAGCACCGAAAUAGAAAAAUAAAGAAAUACAGUUAAAGGGUGGUUAGAAGGAUGAUAAUCCCAUGGAGUGCAUGUGCACAAAUGCAUAAUGGAGGCCAUUUCUCAUGGUGUGCUAUUUGCCUCCUGCUUUGGGAACACUCACUCUGCUUUGGCAGAUUUCUGGGAAAGCCCCAGAAAUUAUCGGGACACUGGGUAUCCUACAAACAUCUGGGAAGGUCUAUGACUUAGAAACCACUUGCCAAUAUUGACAUACCGCUGCCUUUCACUCAUUUGGUGGGCCAGUGCAGACAUGAUGGGCCAGGAGGGGGAAUAAUCAGCUACAAUAAAGGUUUAAUAAAUCUUCAGUAUGUUAGUAUUUGGAGCAAGCCGUGGACUUUAGGAAAAUUAGGCAAAUUAAUCCAGUGUAUUAAGGUUGCUCGGGUCAGAUAUGCUGGCAGAACAAAGGAGUCCCAGAGGUGUGAAAAGUUUCUGCAGGACAGAGGAAAGGAUAGCGCUCUCAUCUGAAUGAUAUCCAGAGUAAAUAGCUGCUUUCUCUUGAGAUGAAGCUGAGAUGUGUCCCCUUAGUGUAUUGGAGCAACAACUAGAUAAGAUGUUCCAGUGAGUAAGGGUUAGGUGUCCCAUCGAAACAAGAUUAAAGACAGGUUGACAGUUUGCCAUCUAUUUACUUCCUCAUUCUUGUUGUUAAUUUACUUUGAAGAUAUUAUAGCUGAGAAUGAUUGUGUGGCACGGUGUCUCACAGCACCUGGGACCUGGGUUCGAUUCCUCCCUAAGCCAACUGCGUGUGUGGAGUUUGCAUGAUCUCCAUGUGUCUGUGCAGCGUUGCUCCAGUUUCCUCCCACAGUCCAAAGAUGCGUAGGCUAGGGUGGAUAGGCCAUUGUGCUAAAUUUGCCCCAUAGUGCCGAGGUCAAGCGAGUUAGAUCUGGGGUUUGGGUCUGGGUGCCAUGUUCUUUGGAGCGUUUAGUGCAGAGUCUAUGGGCCAAAUGGCAUUUUUUUUCAUUAUAAGUGUUCUACAAUUAAAUAGAAUCACAUCUAUUAUAGACGAUUGGUGCGUUCAGAAAAUGUAACACUCGUAAAAAGUGGUAUAAAAAGUAACAUGAUGUAACAGCUGCGGGAGAUGCAGUUUUCCUCAGGGAAGAGUAUAUCUCCCUUGUGUCUACAUGAAUAAAC
Messenger RNA from Stegostoma tigrinum, 5988 nucleotides. Its product is annotated as brain-specific angiogenesis inhibitor 1-associated protein 2-like protein 2. Lineage: Eukaryota; Metazoa; Chordata; Chondrichthyes; Orectolobiformes; Stegostomatidae. Gene Ontology annotation, biological process: actin crosslink formation; plasma membrane organization; actin filament bundle assembly. Gene Ontology annotation, molecular function: protein binding. The coding region runs from base 107 to 1558 and encodes 483 amino acids. Gene Ontology annotation, cellular component: cytosol; nucleoplasm. The transcript has 14 exons. The record is from RefSeq and is a predicted model, not a curated record.